AUCAAACGUUGUCUUGUUCAUCUCAAACAGUUUCUUCACAUUUUCAAAAACCUGUAGAAAGCUACACGUCUCUUCUUCCUUUUUCGCCGUCCAAGCAAAAAAUGGUGAAGGAAGCAGAACUCAUCUUUGUCCCAGUUCCCAGCACAGGACACCUUCUCGUCGCCAUCGAAUUCGCUAAGCGUCUGAUAGAUCUGGACCGUCGGAUCAACACCAUCACCGUCCUCCACUGGAAAACUCCCUCCUCUCCUCACGCCGACGUCUUCGCCCACUCCCUCGUCGCCUCCGAGCCUCGAAUUCGUCUCUACGCCUUGCCCAACGUCCCCGACCCUCCGCCAUUGGAGCUCUACUCCCGAGCUCCUGAAGCUUACAUCGUACAAUUCGUCAACAAAACCGCUCCUCUCGUCAGAGACGCCGUCUCAAGCAUCGUGGAGUCGCGUCGUGGGUCGGAUUCGGUUCGCGUCGCGGGUUUGGUUCUCGAUUUCUUCUGCAACCCGUUGAUCGAUGUGGGUAACGAGCUGAACCUUCCUUCUUACAUUUUCUUGACGUGCAACGCCAGAUACUUGGGUAUGAUGAGGUAUCUCCCGGAGCGGCACCGGAAUAUUCCCUCGGAGCUCGACCGGAGCUCCGGCAAAGAAGAACUUCUGGUUCCGGGUUUUGUCAAACCCGUCCCCACCAAAGUUAUGCCGUCGGGUUUGUUCAUCAGAGAAGCCUACGAUGUUUACAUCGAGCUUGCGGAGAGAUUCGCCGACGCCAAGGGUAUUCUGGUAAAUUCAUUCGCAGAGCUAGAGCCGGAAGCCUUUGAUUACUUCGGCCGUCUGGAGAGCUACCCUCCGGUUUACCCGGUCGGACCGAUUCUCAGCUUGAAGGACCGGCCAAGUCCUAAUCUGGACCCGGCCGAGAGGGACCGGAUCGUGAGAUGGCUCGACGAGCAGCCCGACUCGUCGGUGGUGUUCUUCUGCUUCGGGAGCGUGGGAAUCCUCGGUGCACCGCAGUUGAAGGAGAUAGCUCAAGCCCUGGAACUCGUGGGCUGUAGGUUUGUGUGGUCGAUCAGGACAAAACCAUCGGAGAAAACGAACCCGUACGAUCUUUUGCCAGAUGGGUUCGAUGAUCGGGUCAAGGGUCAGGGCGUCGUGUGUGGGUGGGCUCCACAGGUGGAAGUCCUGGCUCACAAGGCAAUCGGUGGGUUCGUGUCUCACUGCGGCUGGAACUCAACGCUGGAGAGCUUGUGGUAUGGCGUCCCGACAGCGACGUGGCCAAUGUACGCAGAGCAACAACUAAACGCGUUCACGAUGGCGAAGGAGCUCGGUCUGGCUGUGGAGCUGCGGGUGGAUUACGUGUCAGCACAUGGGGAGAUUGUGACAGCCGAUGAGAUCGCGAGUGCCGUGCGGUCUCUGAUGGACGGUGGGGACGGACGGAGGGAGAGGGUGAAGGAGAUGAAAGAGGCAGCCAGGAAGGCUAUGGUGGAAGGUGGAUCUUCCUUCUCUGCAGUCACUGCGUUUAUUGAGCAAGUGUUGGGACAUUGAUUCUCAAAGAUUACCAAUUCCAAUGUCCUACUUAAACAUGAGCAAGAAGAUCUGUAUAAGCUUAAGGCAAUCACUACAAAGAGCUCUUGUACUUUCUAAUGUUAUAUGAGUUACAGUAGAUUAGUAACAACUCAUGACGACAAGACAAACUAAUGUAAGAUCCACACUUCAAAGUUCAAAGAGAUCGUGGAGCAGAAGCUGAAUCCUGCAGUAGAUAGCAGAUCAGUUGUACCAAGGAAGAGAACUAUACAGAUACCCAAACUUAGUUGUUGUUCAA
Tarenaya hassleriana is the source of this 1800-nucleotide messenger RNA. Its product is annotated as UDP-glycosyltransferase 71C4-like. The record is from RefSeq and is a predicted model, not a curated record. The coding region runs from base 102 to 1523 and encodes 473 amino acids. Gene Ontology annotation, molecular function: UDP-glycosyltransferase activity. The transcript has a single exon. NCBI's taxonomy places the organism in Eukaryota, Viridiplantae, Streptophyta, Magnoliopsida, Brassicales, Cleomaceae.